GUGGCGUCACGGUGAGGUGUCUGGAUGUGUCAAGCAGACCAGGUGCUGUGGGGACAGCGGAGAGGACAGUCCAGGGAUGGGGACCUCAUGGGGACAAAGGAGCCGUGGGGAUGGUGCCUGUGUGGGGAUGUGGAGGUUUGGGGUGCUCAUCCCCCUCCUCGGUGCAGUGGGAGCCCUGCAGGUGAGCCAGGAGCCGGCCGAGCUGCGGGUGGCAGCGGGCACCAACGUGUCCCUGCGGUGCCAGCUGGUGACAACAGAGCCGUGGUCCAUGGCCCGCAUCACAUGGCUGAAGGACGGGGAGCACGAGGUGCUGUGCACCACCCGCCUUUAUUCCAAAGCCGCCAUCUUGCCCUGUGCCACCCCCCGCCUCCAGCUCGCAUGGAGCCCACCCCACGCCAAGCUCAGCCUCCAUGGGGCACAGCAGGGCGACGCAGGAUGCUACGUCUGCUGCUUCACCAUUGAGAAGCCCUACCUCACCGUGGCCACCUGCGAGCAGCGUGUGAAUGGCACGCUGCUCCACGUCAGCACAGGUAUCCAGGAGGCACAAGGGGGUGGGCUGUGCUCUGCUGCUCCCCCCAGGCACCCCUGGCAGCAUUUAGUGGGGUCUGUGGGACGUGGGACCCCCAGGAGCUGUGAUGUGGGGUCUCUGGAUGGCAGCACAUCCCCGAGCGCUCGCAGGGUCACAGCAGGGAUGGAGUGA
Tympanuchus pallidicinctus (lesser prairie-chicken) is the source of this 700-nucleotide messenger RNA. RefSeq lists its product as uncharacterized. NCBI's taxonomy places the organism in Eukaryota, Metazoa, Chordata, Aves, Galliformes, Phasianidae. The transcript is spliced from 2 exons. The record is from RefSeq and is a predicted model, not a curated record. Bases 77 to 700 code for a protein of 207 amino acids.